AUGGGGCUCCCCCUCCUCAUCCUCACCCUGGUGGUACUGGGGCUGGGGGAGGGGCACCAGGACCCCCCCCCAGCCUCGGGCCACCCCCAAAAUCCCCACCCCAACCUCUAUGGAGCCCCCAAAAGCCGCCAGGACACCGCCCAGGUGUGGCUGCAGACCAUGGGGGCAGCCCUGGGGGUGUCCCUGGCCCCACACCUGGUGCUGUUCCUGGUCCCUGCGGAUUCGGGAUCCCCUCGACGCCGGGGGCUCCUCAGGCUCCUGCUGAGCUUUGCUGCUGGGGGGCUGCUGGGGGACGCCUUCCUGCACCUCAUCCCCCAUGCUCUGGCCCCCCACGAGCACCACGAGGGCCACGGGCACUCCCACCAUGGGCACGCCCCCCACGAGCACCACGAGGGCCACGGGCACUCCCACCAUGGGCACGCCCCCCACGAGCACCACGAGGGCCACGGGCACUCCCACCAUGGGCACGCCCCCCACGAGCACCACGAGGGCCACGGGCACUCCCACCAUGGGCACGCCCCCCACGAGCACCACGAGGGCCACGGGCACUCCCACCAUGGGCACGGUGCUGCCCUGUCCGUGGGACUUUGGGUCCUGGCAGGGAUUGUGACGUUCCUGGCAGUGGAGUUGGGGGUCAGGCACUGCGGGGGACACGGACACGGCCACGGUCACGGCCCCAAGGCCAAGCACAGCUCCAGCGAGGACGAGCCCGACGGUGACACCGGGGACACCAGGGCCACCAAGGCCACCAGGGGGGGGCCCAGGGCCACCAAGGGGGGACACAAGGCCACCAAGGGCCAGCCCAGGAGGGGCCACGACGGGGACAGGGCCGCCAUGGCCGUUUCGGGCUACCUGAACCUGGCGGCCGACGCCGCUCACAACUUCACCGACGGGCUGGCCCUGGGCGCCGCGUUCUGGGGGGGCCCGGCCCGGGGGACCCUGACAGCUCUGUCCGUGCUGCUGCACGAGCUGCCCCACGAGCUGGGGGACAUGGCCCUGCUGCUGCGCGCCGGCUGCUCCAAGGGACAGGCCAUGCUGCUGCAGCUCCUGACCGCCGUGGCCGCUCUGGCCGGCGCCGCCUGCUCUCUCCUGGCCGAGGGCUCCGGCGCCGCCGCCGUGGCCGGGAUCCUUCCCUUCACCGCCGGCGGCUUCAUCUACCUGGGCACCGUCUCCGUGCUCCCCGAAAUCCUCAGGGAUUCUGGCCCUGCCCAGGCCCUGCUGCAGCUCCUGGCACUGCUGGCUGGAGUGGCCAUGAUGCUGCUCAUCGCCCACUACGAGUAGGAAAUCGCCCAAAAUUCCCCAAAAUCCGCGUUGAGCGACGCCCCCCACUCCUUUCAGAACGGGAGAUGCCUGUUCUGAAUUUUAUUUUGGGACCAGAAAUCAGGGGUGCUGUCUAAAAGGGAUUUUGGGGGGUUUGGUAGGAUGGGUGUGGGGUUUGGGGUUUUUUUUUUUAUAUAUCGCCGAUGAUGGCGGCGUGGCGAAUCAUGAUGGAUUAAAAUGUGAGGAUGAGGAUGA
Catharus ustulatus (Swainson's thrush) is the source of this 1515-nucleotide messenger RNA. It is a transcript of the gene SLC39A7, whose product is annotated as solute carrier family 39 member 7. Gene Ontology annotation, biological process: zinc ion transmembrane transport; intracellular zinc ion homeostasis. The record is from RefSeq and is a predicted model, not a curated record. NCBI's taxonomy places the organism in Eukaryota, Metazoa, Chordata, Aves, Passeriformes, Turdidae. The transcript is spliced from 11 exons. Gene Ontology annotation, molecular function: zinc ion transmembrane transporter activity. Gene Ontology annotation, cellular component: membrane. The coding region runs from base 1 to 1281 and encodes 426 amino acids.